AUGAUCCGAAUCUUUCCGGAUUUCAGCGUGCAGGUGACGGCCGCGGCGGCCGGCGGGGCAGCCGCUGGGGUACCGGCCGGUGCGGGCAUGGGGAGGGCCGGCGCCGCGGCCAACGGCACCCCGCAGAACGUCCAGGGCAUCACCUCCUACCAGCAGCGAAUAACUGCGCAGCAUCCCCUGCCCAACCAAUCAGAAUGUAGGAAAAUCUACAGAUAUGACGGGAUCUACUGUGAAUCUACCUACCAGAAUUUACAAGCACUGAGAAAGGAGAAAUCCAGAGACGCUGCUCGCUCCCGCCGGGGGAAAGAAAAUUUCGAGUUCUAUGAAUUGGCCAAGUUGUUGCCUCUCCCAGCAGCCAUCACCAGCCAGCUUGACAAGGCAUCCAUCAUCCGACUCACAAUCAGCUAUCUCAAAAUGAGGGACUUUGCCAACCAAGGGGACCCUCCCUGGAACUUGAGGAUGGAAGGCCCGCCCCCAAACACCUCAGUGAAAGGGAUGCAAAUGUGGAAAUCUGAACUCUGCAUAAGAAAGACACCAUGCGAAGGUGCCCAGCGAAGGCGAAGCCCCAGCGCACUGGCCAUCGAAGUAUUUGAAGCACACCUGGGAAGCCACAUUUUGCAGUCCCUGGAUGGCUUCGUAUUUGCACUAAAUCAAGAAGGAAAAUUUUUGUACAUUUCCGAAACCGUCUCUAUCUACCUAGGCCUCUCACAGGUGGAGCUGACAGGAAGCAGCGUCUUUGACUAUGUCCACCCUGGGGACCAUGUGGAGAUGGCAGAGCAGCUGGGCAUGAAGCUCCCGCCUGGGCGGGGCCUCCUCUCACAGGGCACCGCGGAGGACGCAGCCAGCUCGGCCUCUUCCUCCUCUCAGUCAGAGACCCCUGAGCCAGUGGAGACAGCCAGCCCCAGUCUGCUAACCACUGACAACACCCUCGAGCGGUCCUUUUUCAUCCGAAUGAAGUCUACUCUGACCAAACGUGGCGUCCACAUCAAGUCGUCAGGCUAUAAGGUGAUUCACAUAACAGGCCGGCUUCGCCUCAGAGUGUCGUUGUCCCAUGGGAGGACGGUCCCCAGCCAAAUCAUGGGUCUCGUGGUGGUGGCUCACGCCUUGCCUCCCCCUACAAUCAAUGAAGUCAGAAUUGACUGCCAUAUGUUUGUCACUCGAGUAAACAUGGACCUCAAUAUCAUUUACUGUGAAAAUAGGAUUAGUGAUUACAUGGACCUGACCCCUGUAGACAUCGUAGGGAAACGAUGUUACCACUUCAUCCAUGCCGAGGAUGUGGAAGGCAUCAGGCACAGUCACCUGGACUUGCUGAAUAAGGGUCAAUGUGUGACCAAGUACUAUCGCUGGAUGCAGAAAAAUGGAGGCUACAUCUGGAUACAGUCAAGUGCCACCAUAGCGAUCAAUGCUAAGAACGCAAACGAGAAGAACAUCAUCUGGGUGAAUUAUCUUCUUAGCAAUCCUGAGUACAAGGACACGCCCAUGGACAUUGCGCAGCUCCCGCACUUGCCAGAGAAGACUUCAGAAUCCUCUGAGACCUCCGACUCUGAAUCAGACUCUAAAGACACCUCAGAGGACAACGAGAACUCAAAGUCCGACGAGAAGGGCAAUCAGUCCGAGAACAGCGAAGAUCCAGAACCUGACCGCAAGAAGUCUGGCAGUGCAUGUGACAACGACAUGAACUGCAACAAUGACGGCCACAGCUCCAGCAACCCGGACAGCCGCGACAGCGACGACAGCUUCGAGCAUUCGGACUUUGAGCACCCGAAGGCAGCCGAGGAUGGCUUCAGCGCGCUGGGCCCCAUGCAGAUCAAGGUGGAGCGCUACGUGGAGAGCGAGGCAGACCUGCGGCUGCAGCCCUGCGAGUCGCUCACGUCGGACAGCGCCAAGGACUCGGACAGCGCGGGCGAGGCGGGUGCGCAGGCGUCCAGCAAGCACCAGAAACGCAAGCGGCGGCGGAAAAGGCAGAAGGGUGGCAGCGCCAGUCGCCGGCGCCUGUCCAGCGCGUCCAGCCCGGGCCUGGACGCUGGCCUGGUGGAACCACCGCGGCUGCUGUCAUCGCCGCACAGCGCCUCGGUGCUCAAGAUCAAGACAGAGAUCGCCGAACCCAUCAACUUCGACAAUGACAGCAGCAUCUGGAACUACCCGCCCAACCGGGAGAUCUCCAGGAAUGAGUCCCCGUACAGCAUGACCAAACCCCCCAACUCGGAGCACUUCCCGUCCCCUCAGGGCCAGGGUGGCAGUGGUGGUGGCAACAGCAGCGUAGGAGCACUGCACGUGGCCAUCCCCGACUCGGUCCUCACCCCACCGGGCGCCGAUGGCGGGGCUGGCCGCAAGACUCAGUUCAGCAGCACGGCCCCAGUGGCCUCCGACCCGCUGUCGCCCCCACUCUCGGCAUCCCCUCGGGAAAAGCACCCCGGGGGCGGGGCGGGAGCCGGCGGAGGUGGCCCUGGUGCGUCCAACUCCUUGCUGUACACUGGGGACCUGGAGGCCCUGCAGAGGUUGCAAGCGGGCAAUGUUGUGCUUCCUCUGGUACACCGGGUGACAGGGACCCUGGCGGCCACCAGCACGGCCGCGCAGAGGGUCUACACCACGGGCACCAUCCGCUACGCGCCUGCUGAGGUUACCCUGGCCAUGCAGGGCAACCUGCUACCCAACGCGCAUGCUGUUAACUUCGUGGACGUUAACAGCCCCGGCUUCGGCCUCGACCCCAAGACGCCCAUGGAGAUGCUCUACCACCACGUGCACCGGCUCAACAUGUCAGGACCAUUUGGCGGCGCCGUGAGCGCAGCCAGCCUCACACAGAUGCCGGGUGGCAAUGUGUUCACCACGGCUGAGGGACUCUUCUCCACGCUGCCCUUCCCGGUCUACAGCAACGGCAUCCACGCGGCACAGACUCUGGAGCGCAAGGAGGAUUGA
Arvicola amphibius (Eurasian water vole) is the source of this 2916-nucleotide messenger RNA. It is a transcript of the gene Npas3, whose product is annotated as neuronal PAS domain protein 3. The transcript has 13 exons. The coding region runs from base 1 to 2916 and encodes 971 amino acids. Gene Ontology annotation, biological process: regulation of transcription by RNA polymerase II. Gene Ontology annotation, molecular function: DNA-binding transcription factor activity, RNA polymerase II-specific; protein dimerization activity; RNA polymerase II transcription regulatory region sequence-specific DNA binding. The record is from RefSeq and is a predicted model, not a curated record. NCBI's taxonomy places the organism in Eukaryota, Metazoa, Chordata, Mammalia, Rodentia, Cricetidae.